Messenger RNA from Racocetra fulgida, 546 nucleotides. Lineage: Eukaryota; Fungi; Glomeromycota; Glomeromycetes; Diversisporales; Gigasporaceae. The record is from the annotation of a GenBank genome assembly.
AUGAACAAAAGAAAAGAAAUCCAAACUGAUCAUACACCUAAUAAAAAAUUUAAAUCUAAUUCGGUGUUCUAUUGUACUUUUAAACGUGAACAUCCUGAAAACUACGAGAAGGAAUCAACAAACAUUGUUUUCAAAAAACUUAUUUUAAAUUUCUUUCCAAACGCUCAUAAUCUGGCAAAAUAUGAAUCAAAAUAUAGUUAUUUCAUAUGUUACGAGCCAAAUCCAUCAGAUACUAUGGAAGAACCAUUGAUUCAGCAUCUUCACAGACCAGCUUUUUUGAAGAAUUGUAAAUUUAAUUUAUGUGUUCAAAUACAUUGGAAUAAAAACGAUCCAAAGAAUAUCAAUUCUAAAUUGGAAGACUAUGCGGACUGUGUUUUUUUAUUUGAUGAUGAUAAAGAAUUCAUUAAGUUUGAUAAAUCUGUUACAUCGAUUGUAAAACAAGAUAUAAUUAAUUUGAUUCUUUCAAAUCAACAAAACAAAGAUAAAAGAAUAGUAUUUGACACAAUUAGUGAUUCAUUUAUUCUUCAAGAUCUGGAAAAUAAUUAG